Messenger RNA from Hermetia illucens (black soldier fly), 1619 nucleotides. Its product is annotated as probable cytochrome P450 6a23. The transcript has 2 exons. Bases 43 to 1533 code for a protein of 496 amino acids. Gene Ontology annotation, molecular function: oxidoreductase activity, acting on paired donors, with incorporation or reduction of molecular oxygen; iron ion binding; monooxygenase activity. The record is from RefSeq and is a predicted model, not a curated record. NCBI's taxonomy places the organism in Eukaryota, Metazoa, Arthropoda, Insecta, Diptera, Stratiomyidae.
UCAGUACGACCGUUCAAUUCAAAGGAUUCAGUUUAGUUAGUAAUGGAUUUCCUGGUGUUAAUCGUGGGUGUCCUGAUAGGAGCUCUAGUGUUGGUACUAUGGAUGGAGCAAAAAUUUACGUAUUGGAGGCAACUGGGUGUCCCAUACGAGGAACCGGACUUUUUUUACGGAAACCUCAAGGGGGUGGAUCAAUACCAACACGAUGGUUUAUUAACUCAAAAAUUCUACGAAAAAUUUAAGGGAAAAGGCCCAUUCGUGGGAGUCUACUUUUUUCUAAAACCAGUCGCAAUCCCUACUGACAUUGAGCUCGUGAAAAAUAUUCUUAUUAAGGACUUCAACUUUUUCCAUGAUCGUGGUUUGUACUACAACGAAAGGGAUGAUCCUUUGUCGGCGCAUUUGCUUAAUUUGCAAGGACUUAAAUGGAAACAAAUCCGAACUCAAAUUUCACCGACGUUCUCAAGUGGGAAAAUGAAAAUGAUGUUCACGACAAUGGCAAGGGUAGCGCAAAAAUUUGAAAAUAAAAUUGAGGAAGUUUGUAAAGGUGGAGCCGAAGUGGAUGCAAAAAAAUUGAUGGCUCGAUUCGCUGUGGAUGUCAUCGGAACCUGUGCAUUCGGGUUGGAAACGAACAGUCUAGAAGACGAUACCAAUGAAUACUUCCGGCUUGGAUUAAGUGUUUUUGACAAUCCCAGGCAUGGGACCAUGUUCAUGAUGCUUUUAUUGGCUUUCCAGGAGUACGCGAGAAAGUUCCGUUUAAAAUUUUUCCGUGAUGAAGUCAUCAACUUCUACACAAAAGUAGUACGAGAUACAGUUCGCUAUCGUCUGGCUAAUAAUGUAGAAAGAGAUGAUUUCAUGCAACUAUUGAUUAAGUUACAUACGAGUCAUGGGAAGGAUAAUUUAUCUUUUAACGACCUCUUGGCCCAAGCGUUUGUGUUCCAUGUGGGAGGAGUCGAGACCUCCGCUACAACGCUUCAGUUCUGUUUCUACGAACUUGCCCGUAAUCCCGAUCUUCAAAGUGAGGCCAGGAAUCAUAUUAAUGAGGUGCUGAGGAAGCACAAUGGCGAGUUAACCUAUGAAGCCUUGAAGGACAUGAAGUAUCUUGAACAAGUUAUACUCGAAACGCUUCGUAAGUAUCCUCCUGCUGGGACUCUGGUGCGAGAAACUACCCAGGACUACAAAAUUCCUGGAACUAAAUUCAUUCUUGAAAAGGGCACCUGCAUAUUUAUACCAGCCUAUGCCAUACAUCAUGAUCCUGAAUUUUAUCCAAAUCCGUUGAAAUUCAAUCCGGAAAAUUUUUCAGUAGAAAAUGUGAAGGAUAGGCCAUCUGCCAGUUUCUUGACGUUUGGAGAAGGACCACGACGUUGUAUAGGUGCUCGGUUCGGCAUGAUACAAGUGAAAUUGGGGGUGAUAGCGGGGUUGCGUAGAUUCAGAUACUCCGUAUCGUCGAAGACUAAGGAACCAUUAAAACUUCUAACAAAAGCUUUAGCUAUUCAGGCGGAAGGAGGUAUUUGGUUGAAUAUUGAAUCAAUGGAUUGAGUUACAAGUUGAAGUGUGUUAAGUAAUUCUAAGACCCUGAAAUAUCAAAGGUAUACUUUUGGGUAAAUAUAAAUAAUGUCGAUUGA